AUGGCCACUGCUGAGAAUUGGCUUAUUCGGCCUGAAGUAUUGUCCAUACUCAAAAGAAACUGCUCCCAAGCCUUAAAAGAAGAACACCUUUCAUACGCCAAUGGUCUAGGAGGAACUCCCGAACUUCUAGAGAGCCUCUCAACAUUCUUCAAUCAUUUCUUCUCGCCCAUGGUACCGGUACGACCGGAACAUAUUGUAACUGGACCUGGCUGUAGCACGGUCUUGGAUACGCUAAUUCAUGAUAUAUGCGAUAUGGGCGAUGGCCUCCUUGUAACAGCUCCUAUGUGGGGAAGCUUUCAAAUAUCGGCGGUUAUGAGAAAUUCUGUUCAAUUGAUACCGGUUUAUGUUCCUUUUGAACAGUCUCAAAGCGCAAGUGACAUAGUCCAAGCCUAUAGAUCAGCAGCACAAGAGGCUUCAUGCAAGGCGAUAGAUGGUUUGCUACAAUAUUGCCAAGAGGCCGAUUUGCACUUUAUUUCUGACGAGAUCUACGCACUCUCAACAUUUGGAGACCGAGAAUUUACUUCGGUUUUGUCAAGAAAUUUGGACGCCCUGUGCGUCGAAAGGUCAAGAGUUCAUGUCCUUUAUAGCAUCAGCAAAGAUUUCGGCUGCAGUGGCAUUAGACUAGGAUGCCUGGUCAGCCAAGCGAAUAAGGCAUUACGAAUGUCGCAGGCUAUUUUGAACAAUGCAAAGCUUUGCAACGCUGCCACCGUCAUGAUCUCACCAAUGCUUUCCAAUACAUCGGAAAUGGAAAAGAUCGUGGACCUCAAUACAAAGAGGUUAUAUCGAGCUGUUCAAAUAGCUAUCCAGUUUGCCGAGUUUCAUCAACUGGAAUAUUACAAGCCAGUAGCUGGAUUGUACAUCUGGCUAAGAUUAUCAGCAGAAUGUACUACUUUUGAUGACGAAGAGGCUCUCGUUCAUCGAUGUGCUCAGCUCGGAGUGUUCGUUGGCAGUGGUGCGGAUUACGCCGAGCUCCAGCCGGGCUGGUUCCGGCUGACUUUUGCAAUUCCAGAAGACAAAUUACUGCAGGGAUUGCGGCGUAUUGAAGAAGCAGUUGGAUUUAAAGUAGUAUUUACCACUGACUCGAGUGUUCAAAGCUGGGCUACGGUAUGCGCUAAGUGGUGGAGAGGAAUACGAGGGUAG
Molecule: messenger RNA, 1140 nt
Organism: Trichoderma breve
Lineage: Eukaryota; Fungi; Ascomycota; Sordariomycetes; Hypocreales; Hypocreaceae
Product: aminotransferase class I and II domain-containing protein
Exons: 5
Coding region: 1-1140 (379 amino acids)
Biological process (GO): amino acid metabolic process; biosynthetic process
Molecular function (GO): pyridoxal phosphate binding; transaminase activity
Source: RefSeq, a predicted model, not a curated record